UUCUUUCUUUCUUCGUUUGUUUGGCUGCACUCAGACUGCAACAUGCGGAGGCUUGAGAACAUUUUGUUAUGGAACUUGAUGGCUGCGGUAAUCAUUUUGGGUCAAGCAAGGCCAAAUAUGAAGCUCAACUCACAGUCAAGCAAUGGUUUAAGGUCAGACUGUGCUGGUAAUCUUAUGAGGCUGUCGUUGGACAAGGCUCUAGCAGUGGGGAACCAGCUUGAGGUGGAAGCCAUCAAUGGAACCCAGCACAUUGUGUUAACACCGAGCUUGGCUGCUCAGUGUGGAUACAGCAUGGAGUCCGACCCCUGGGGUAAUACCAGAAUCUACACCUCUCUGAUGGCCUGCUAUGUGGACAACAAAGAAGAUCAAACAUUCAAUGUUGGCCUGAGACUCAAAAUGCACAGUCCAUCAGACGUGGUUAAUCAUGACGUGACUCAGAAGUGCAGCUACGCUCAGUGGGCCUCCAGAGAGGUUCUCUGCGACAGGAACUACAUGGAAGUGUCAAACUACAUGGCUACACGUGACCCACAAACUGAAACUAAGGAUGACAACUCCCAGAUAAAUGUCAUUCCUGAUGCUUCCUCUGGUGCAGCACACGGUAUCUGGAAGAUGACGUUUUACACUCCAGAACCAGUUUCAAUGGUGCUGAGUGAGGCUGAACAAGCCGGCUACAGUGCCAUGAUGACCUCGAGCCGUCUUGUUGUGCGAAGCCCAUACAAUACAGCAGAUACCUAUUCGGAGGAUGUGGCUGGAAUCCCCAUGGAAGUCUUGAGGGUGAGCGCUUACUACAAGGCACCACAUGGUCUAAGUGUGGUGAACUUGGCAGCUGCUUGUCCUACAGGUGGCGUCCUCUUCACCGAGGAUGUGAUCUCUUGGCAUGUACCUCGCCACAUGGCGCCUCUGAUGGAGGGCAGCUUUACAAUCCUAGAAAUGCACAUGGGCAUCAACGGGCUGAGGCUGGGUAAAUCUCAGAUGGCCACAGGGGGGUACACCCUUUCUACCACAGACUUCCACAUCGUCAUUGAGAUCCCAGUGGGCUCACCUAAUGGUUACUACAAGAGCCAUGCCCCAGAUUACCAGUACCACAUCACGUACACUGUGGAGCCCAUGCUUGAGGUACUGUGGAAGGCAGAUAACGCCCAAGAUAAAACCAGGUACAAGGUUUUGUUCCCCAUCACCACCCCUCUGAUGCCUCGACCUCCCCACGCCCAAGACAAUACUGUCCCAGAGGAGAGGGUAUUCAGUGUUUAUCUGGGGACCUUACUUCAUGAUGUGGAGCUGAGCAACAUCACCUUCUCCACUGGAGUUCUCACUGUUGAGGAGUGCAAUGCCAGAGGUUUCCCUGUCCAGGAGCACAGCUUCCCCAACGGAAGCAAGAGCUUCUUUCUCCAAGUGCCCUUUGAUGCAGAUGUUGUCCUGAAACAUAAUCCUGAAGCUUUGGUUACGGUCUACUUCCUCCCUCUGAUCUUUGGGCUAAUCGUCCUGCCUGAAGAAACUCCAUUCGCCCACCCAGUGGAGUUACAGGCUUCUCUGCGGGAUGUUGUGCUGCCCACCCUCACUGGCACCUGUGACCAGAACAACUUCUAUAUCAGAACGAAAUACGGGAAUCAAGGCAAAAAUUUCGAGACCCUGAUUGGAGCUCAACAGCUAACGCCUGAGCUGGCUAAGAGCUAUGACUUCCAAGCAAACAGCACUCACGGCACUAUCGUAGUGCCAUAUAAUGCCAGGGACACAGUGUUUGAGCUGAUUACCUCAGAUUCAGUCAGAGCCAGACUUGAUGUGCUUCUAUUUCAUCCCAAUAACAACUGGGUGCUGGCUGAUCUCUACCUGGCCUGCAGUUUCCCCUUGAUCACAACUAAUUGCUACCCCAAUGGAACAAUGACUGCUCUGGCUGUGAAGGUGGAAUCUGUGCCAAAUCUCAUCCCAAGCUGGCUGACUCUAAAGGACCAGUCCUGCAAACCAGUGUCCAGCGAUGAUCGCUUUGCAUAUUUCUCUUUCAGUGCUGACUCCUGUGGGACCACUAGAACAUUCUUUGACCACUACAUGGUGUAUGAGAAUGAGAUUGGCCUGUAUCAUAACGACGACAAAGGAGCGACCUACACAUCGCCAAUUGAUCCUGAUUACAAACAAACAAUUUCCUGCUACUACGUGGUCAAUGAGACUCAGACUGUUGCCUUCAGCUAUAAACCAAGAAGCAUUCACCCCACAGCAGAGAUUAGCUCAGGGCAGCUGAUGGUGCAAAUGAGGCUAGCCGAAGAUUCAUCAUAUGAGUUUUUCUACCAAGCAGAAGAUUAUCCAGUAGUGAAAACUCUGAGGCAGCCUCUGUACUUUGAGGUGGAGCUGAUGCAGUCUACUGACCCGCAAUUGGAGCUUAUCUUGGAGAACUGUUGGGCCACCCUUCAUGAAGACAGGACUUCACUGCCCAGCUGGGAUGUCAUUGUGGACAGCUGUGAGAACCAUGACGACCGCUAUGUGACCAUCUUCCAUCCUGUCGCGAAAGACUCCAGGAUUUCUGUUCCAUCCCACGUUAAACGCUUCUCCCUAAAGAUGUUCACUUUCACCAUAGAAGAAGAGGUUCUGAAAGACGAGAUUUACGUCCACUGUGAUGCAGUGAUUUGCGACACAAACAGCCAAGCAGACGGUGCCUGCAGAGGUCAGUGUGUGCAUCCUACAGGCACGAGUAACUCCAGACCUCAGUGGACAAAAAGUGAACAAAGAAGUACAGACUCCCACCAAAGGCAGAUCUCCUCUGGACCAAUUCUUCCAUCAAACUUCUGAAUAAACAGUUUCUUAAAA
This is a messenger RNA of Morone saxatilis (striped sea-bass), 2796 nucleotides long. It is a transcript of the gene zpax1, whose product is annotated as zona pellucida protein AX 1. The record is from RefSeq and is a predicted model, not a curated record. NCBI's taxonomy places the organism in Eukaryota, Metazoa, Chordata, Actinopteri, Moronidae.